Messenger RNA from Lineus longissimus, 1472 nucleotides. Its product is annotated as DNA repair protein XRCC3-like. The record is from RefSeq and is a predicted model, not a curated record. The coding region runs from base 137 to 1168 and encodes 343 amino acids. NCBI's taxonomy places the organism in Eukaryota, Metazoa, Nemertea, Pilidiophora, Heteronemertea, Lineidae. Gene Ontology annotation, molecular function: ATP binding; ATP-dependent DNA damage sensor activity; four-way junction DNA binding. The transcript is spliced from 7 exons. Gene Ontology annotation, cellular component: Rad51C-XRCC3 complex; replication fork. Gene Ontology annotation, biological process: resolution of mitotic recombination intermediates; double-strand break repair via synthesis-dependent strand annealing; telomere maintenance via recombination.
UCUUGCUUGCAUAGUGCCCAGCGGCUGACUACCUAUAUUGUCCCUUUAUUGUCACUUUUUGCGCACUCGGCAGUCUUUUUCCCGCUUAACAAUAAUAACAUGUAAAACCUCAUGCAGCUAAAGACAUCCCUCUAUCAUGGAUGCUCUAGAUGUUAAUCCACGCAUUCUGAAAGCCCUUGAAAAAUCCAAACUACAAGACUAUGGCAGUAUUUUGAGUUUAUCUGGGCCUGACAUAUCGAGAGCAACUCAACUGACAUCAGGUGAUGUGGGAAUCUUGCAGAACGCUGUGGCUGAUGUAGUUAUGAAGAAACUACCAGUGAUGAAAGCCAUUGAUCUUCUGAAUGGAGAUGUUCCCAGUCUGCCGAAGCAUUCUCGUCUGUCGAUGGGAUGCCAUGUGCUUGAUGCAUUCUUGCAUGGUGGCAUACCAUCUCGGGGUAUCACUGAGAUAGCUGGAGAAAGUGGAAGUGGCAAGACACAGAUCUGUUUGCAGCUUUGCCUGACUGCUCAGCUUCCUAAAACAUUGGGUGGUCUUGAUGGAGGGGCUGUGUAUGUCUGUACAGAGGAUGUGUUUCCAAACAAGAGACUCCAUCAGAUGAUGAAGAUCUUCACAGAAAAGUACAAAAAUCAUCCCGAUGCAAAGGACUUGAAGCCAGGAGACAAGAUCUUUAUCGAGCAUGCUUCGGAAAAGGAUGACCUGACAUGUUGCAUCAACAAGAGGAUACCAAUGCUGCUCACCAGGGGGCUUGUCAAGUUGAUCGUCAUCGACUCGAUGGCCGCUUUAUUCCGCUGUGACUACAGUGUUAGGGAAGCUGUUCACCGGGCGAAGGAUCUUGGAUCGUUCGGUUCCAGGUUGAGGGGAUUCAGUGACCAACAUGGUGUUCCUGUCGUAUGUGUCAAUCAGGUGACAGAUGUAGUUGGCACUGGAGACUCCCGCAACAGAAAAUCCAUGCCAGCUCUCGGUCUAACGUGGUCCAACCAGGUCACUACACGUCUUCUUGUGUCAAGGACUAAUCAAGUCGUGACGUUGUCACAGAGAAAUGAGCUCGGAGAAACGGUUGAGACGUUCGAGUCGACUGUUCGUAUUCUCGAGGUCGGGUUUGCACCACAUUUACCACAGUCUCAGUGUCAGUAUAUUGUUGAUGAGGAGGGAGUUAAAGGACUAAGUUGAUAUUGAGAUAGCGCUUACGUUGAGAGUUAAAGGACUAAGAUGUAAAUGUGAUAGGACUUAUGCAGCAGUCAAUCAGAACCCUGUUUCCCCCUGGUCAGGCAUUCGUCACUCCGAAAGAUUUGGGAGGGUCAGGAUUUGACAUUUCUUCACCCGAGGAUUUCAAGUAAUUCGGCAGAAAUUCACUUCUGCUGUAAGGGCUACAUGGUCAUAAUUCGACCCUUAUUCACCUGCGUGAAAGAGUCUCACCAUGUGUAUAAAAGCUAAUCUAAAAAACGCAAUAAACCUGACACUUCAUGAAAAAAUA